This is a messenger RNA of Spirodela intermedia, 3640 nucleotides long. Lineage: Eukaryota; Viridiplantae; Streptophyta; Magnoliopsida; Alismatales; Araceae. The record is from the annotation of a GenBank genome assembly.
AUGUGGCGGUGGUUGUGUUGUGCUCGCCAUCUUGAUGACUCUUACGCGCCAAAUGAUAAAGAUCGCCAGAAAAGCCCAAAGAAUAAUUUUGAUGGUAUCUAUAUGCUCUCACCCCUGUGUGAUCUCUGUUUUUUGGAUCACAAAUUCAGGUUACCUUACAAAUCCUUUUAGCAGAUUCCUUUUGACAUACAAGUGUGAGAGGAGUGAAUAUUAAAUAUUUGAGCUUCAUGUUGUCUGUUCAUACUUCAUAAUUCUAAUGAUGAGUAUCUCCAUCAAAAUUGAGAAUCUGACUGCAAAAAUUAGGGGUGUCAUUAAUUUUGAUUUAUAUGUUUUCGAAUCUGUAGGAAAUUAUGCAUACAGAGUGUGUAGGAAUAUUCUUUCUCUGCUUCUCCCAGUCCAGAAAAAUACCUUUGCUGGAUGGUGAACUCUAUCUUGGGCAAACAUUUACUCUAGUUAAUUGCAACUAGUAAACAAUCACAAUUAGGACAAACACCACAGAAAUUGUUAUUGAAUCAGAUUAAGACAUAAAUCAAAGAAUGGUUGCAAAUUAGCAUUGAAACCGAGUUAAAGAAACGCCAAGUGGAUGGAUUCAGCUUCUUAUCUCUUUGUAUUGGCAGGAAAGUGCUUCGUUGUGCUUUGAUUGGCUGAUUCUAGAAGACCCUUGGGUCUUCCCCCAUGCAGCCAUUAGAAGAAAAAAAAAAUUAAAUAAGGUAAAUGGAGAAAAAUAUAUUUUAGGCCCUAGCCAAUGGGGUAGGACAGUGGUAACAGUAAGAGAACAAGGAGAAAUAAAAAUAAUAAAAAUAUCUCUACAUCUGGUUGCCUCUUUUUUGCACAGGCCACCAUCUUCAGUCAGACAACAUGGCCGCGGAAUGCUGCUGGACACUAAUGCCAGAUUCCCAUGUCUUUUUCUCUUUGAGGACGGGUAAUGAUCAGUAUGGAUAACGGAGUUGAAGGAGAAGAUUUGGUUUUUCUUGAAAGAACAAGACAUCUGAAGAAAUCCUUUGUUAAACAUUUCUUAUUAAAGUUUUCAUAGGAAACUUCGAAUUGGUGUCCCCUCUCUUUCUAAUAAGAAAGAGAACAUUAUGUAGAUUAUUGUUGGGUAUCCUUCGUACUAUCAUUUUUGUUGAAAGCUUUGGCAAAUAACAUCAAAGAAUUUAUGGAAGAAUUUUUUAAUUGCAAACCUUAGAAUCAGACCCCAAUGGGAGUGGCUUGUGAAAUAACACGGUUCAGACCUUCUAGUCCAAAAAAUCAGAGAUUCUUGCUUUUAAUUAGUAGGAAGGUCAAAACGAGUUGGAGGGAUGUCGAUCAUAAUCCAAGCACCAGCAGACAUUUACCUUGUGGUCUUUGACAGGAUGAGAAAAUCAUUAGCUAAUUUUCCUAUUGGCAACCAAGUCAGAAUGAGGAAAAAUAUCCAGAACUAUGUCUUGGGUGUUCACUCCUUAAUGCACUUGGUGAACUUUUGUCAAAUUUUCUAGUAAAAGAGCUUUUCUAGUCCCAGUGAUUAUUGUUUUUGUUGUUUGGGGUCAGAUGCUGCUUUAUUUUAUUUAUUCAAUUUUGAAUGGAGAAAAAUCAUAUGGAGAUAAAGCUUGAUCGUUCCUAAAUACUUGGGUACACAAUUUUUGCCAUAUUUAUUAGAAAAAGAGAUGUCCUUGGUCCCUAUUGUGUGCUUGUUUUAGAAAUAAAUGGUCGAACUUGUAAGCUUUUUAUUGUUGUGGUUUAACUCAACAUUUGUGGAAGCACACCCUCUUGGCUAACUAUGGCAUCAUCUCUAUCAUUUUUAGUUUCCACUUCAGUAACUUUUCCUUUGGACUGAAGUGUUGAUGUUUUCCACAAAUAUUCGGUUUACUAUGAAUUUCUUUUUGGUUCUUGUUUUGGCAACUCAAAUUCAUGACUAGCCACUUCUCCAUCUCGCUUUUUCUUUAAGUACGGACUGCCUUUCCGUGAUUGAUUGCUUUCUGUGGUGUCGUAGGCAAUCCAAAGGUCUCAAAGGGUUCUGAUGCCCCUAAUUCUGGACCCCCGUAUGCACCACUGACUAUUGAAGUACCAGCAUUAUCUCUUGACGAGCUCAAAGAAAAGACAGACAACUUUGGUUCUAAGUCUUUGAUCGGGGAAGGCUCAUAUGGCAGGGUAUAUUAUGCCCGAUUUGAUGCUGAGAAGGAUGCUGCAAUAAAAAAGCUUGAUGCAUCUGAUCCAGAGACCAACAACGAAUUCCUCUCCCAGGUUUGCCUGAAACUACAUAACUGUUAACAAUUAUCAAUAAACUGAAAUGUGUCAUCAGCUGAAGCUCUGCACCUUGUCUAAGCCAUUAUGUGAUGAUAUCAGGUUGCCAUGGUUUCAAAACUGAAGCACGAAAAUGUCGUCCAAUUAGUGGGUUACUGCGUUGAGGGAAAUCUCCGUGUGUUGGCUUAUGAGUAUGCCACAAUGGGUUCUCUUCAUGAUAUUUUACAUGGUAUUAUUUGUUGAGGACCAUUUGAAUUAUUCUCUGUUCAAGUUCCAUGAGUAUGUCUGUGUUAGCAAUCGAUUUUGUGUCCACAGGGCGGAAAGGAGUUCAAGGUUCACAACCCGGUCCAGUGCUUGACUGGAUGCAACGAGUGAGAAUUGCCGUUGACGCUGCAAGAGGGCUGGAGUAUCUGCAUGAGAAGGCCCAGCCUUCCGUAAUCCACAGGGAUAUCAGAUCGAGCAAUGUACUCCUAUUUGAGGACUUAAAAGCCAAAAUCGCAGACUUCAAUCUCUCGAAUCAGGCUCCAGAUAUGGCUGCCCGUCUCCAUUCUACACGUGUCUUGGGCACCUUUGGGUACCACGCGCCAGAGUAAGCAGACAGUUCAUUCGAUAUCUUUUCCUGUGAUCUUCUCUCUUUUCCUUAGUUUUGUAGCUUUAUACCAUGGAAAUUAGAUUGUUCAUUCAAUUUCUGAUUUUUUAAUUUCAAAGCUACAUUAUAGUGAAUUGAAUUGUCAAUGGGCCUGGCUGGACCAUGCCCAGGCCUAAAAAGCCCGGGUUAUGGACAGGCCUGUAGGAAGCCUGAGCCUGGACUGAGCCAGACCAGGCUUCUUCAAAGUGGAAUAACAUUGUGAGAAACUUUUGGUGCAAAAUCUUCCUCCAGGUAUGCUAUGACCGGUCAGUUGACCAUGAAGAGUGACGUCUACAGCUUUGGAGUUGUCCUCUUGGAGCUGCUUACGGGCAGGAAACCAGUGGAUCAUACGAUGCCUAGAGGGCAGCAGAGUCUAGUCACUUGGGUGAGCCGUUGUUGAAACCCCAGCACCCCCUUCUGCCCCUCCUCACAUGAUUACUCUUUGGCUUACGCUCGCUAGUGGUGUUUGCUUCGCAGGCAACGCCAAGGCUAAGUGAGGACAAAGUGAAGCAGUGUGUUGAUCCCAGGCUGAAAGGGGAAUAUCCUGCAAAGGGAGUCGCUAAGGUCAAAACAAACCCUUUGACUUGGUUUUAAUAUGAGCUAAUUAAUGCCACAUAAUUAUUGGGCUUAUCUUUGAGUUUUGUCUUCCUCUUCCUUCAGCUGGCAGCAGUCGCCGCCCUGUGCGUGCAGUAUGAGUCCGACUUCAGGCCAAACAUGGGCAUUAUUGUGAAAGCUCUCCAGCCUCUACUUAUACAGAAAACUGCCGUCCCCACCCCAGAUCCUGAGAACUGA